Cephus cinctus (wheat stem sawfly) is the source of this 3920-nucleotide messenger RNA. RefSeq lists its product as uncharacterized. The record is from RefSeq and is a predicted model, not a curated record. Lineage: Eukaryota; Metazoa; Arthropoda; Insecta; Hymenoptera; Cephidae. The transcript has 7 exons. Gene Ontology annotation, molecular function: serine-type endopeptidase activity. The coding region runs from base 378 to 3893 and encodes 1171 amino acids.
UUUCGGUGCGGCUCUUUUUUCCCCCUUUUUUAUCUUUUUUAAUAGUCGAUCUCUUUACACAUCCUUUGGCGCGCCCAGUUUCCUCUACAACUGUCAUUAUUCAAACAUACACCUCAAGUGAAAUCUGGAAAUAUUUGAGAGUGGCAAACAAACCGUCUCAUAAGAGAAUUGUUCACGCAUCCUGCAUGCCAGUACCAUUGUGUCUUCUUUGGGUUUUGGGUGUAUCUGGCAGCGAGGACGAAACUGUGUAAAAAAAAUAAACGUUAAAAAAAAGUGGAGUAUAUUUGUGCUGUGAAAAAUUGUGUGAUGUGAGAAUACGUUGCAUAGUAUUAGGGUAAAGCGAACAUUUUUUUUUUUCGAAAUUUUACUGAGCGACUAUGACGGGCCACCACGAGCAUUUUACGAAGAUAUUUGCUUUGAUGGGAUUUUUCAUACUGAAAUAUGGAAACUGUAUACAGGUCGAGUCCUCAAAUUUGAAUGAAACUGACAAACAGUGCGGUGGUUCAUUCUCGGGUUAUCAGUAUUCCAUAAGCAGUCCUAAUUAUCCUGGAAAUUAUCCUGCUAAACUGGAUUGCACUUAUGAGCUACGUGGUAGUCAAUUCUCAAAAUGCGAUCAAGAAUUUCAUUUGCAAUAUUUGGACUUUAAUUUAAAACCCUCGGAAAAUUGUGAGAAGGAUUUUCUCAAGGUUGGGGAUCACGAUGUGCUAUGUGGUAAUGUCGUGGGAAUAAGACAAUUUAAAGGGCUGAAUAAUAGUCUGAGAUUAGUUUUUCAUUCAGACGAAGAACGGGGUGGAAGGGGUUUUAAAAUUUUGGUAACCACCUUGCCCUGUUCCAGUGUUAAAAUAGAUCCAAAAAGAAGCAGAUCAGUCACUGAAUCUAGUACAACAUCGGAAAAUAGUUUUUCCUUGGACGGAGCGGCAGAACAUCAAUUUAAUACAGACAAUGAGAAUGAAACACUUAAUGUUCCUGCAUCAACUACUCAGUUUAUUUUUGCGACUAAGGAAAGUCUAACUAAUGAUUUUGCACGGGAGGAACUUUCACCUAAAAUAGGAGAGGAAAAUGUGUAUUCGAUGUACAGCCCGAAUAUCGAAUUUAACGUUGAAGAUAUCGAGGGAGGAAGAGCUGAUCAGAUUCCUGUAAAAAUUCAAACAUCCGAUUCAAACAUUAAGAAAAAUUCGAUAUUUACAAAGACCCACAAUCUUCCUACGUUAGUCGUGGCGAAGCCAUCUGAAAGUUUCCAAUUACCAAUAUACGAGCAACAUCAUUUUCACGAUGAAAAUUGCCAACACUUUAAUAUCCAUGAGAAUGAAAAUCCAUUGGAAAAUCCAUUUGAGACAACAGCAAAUUUUGCUAGUACACAAGAAAAUCAUAAACCGCAUAUUACAUCGUAUUUGUAUUUACCACCAAGUUCCACUGUGCCACUAAAAAUUCGAAAUCAAAUCGACGAAAACUCGUCUAAUUUAACGGAUUCAGUUGCCGGUAAAACAUCCUCGAGCCUAGCGCCACCGGUUAUCUUUCAAACUAUUCCAUUCUCGACCCUCAGUAAUGUGGCUAGUGUCACGGUGCCGCCUACAGAAAUUCUAUUACCAAAUUUCAAUACCGUACCAAAGUUUACCACGCUAGUUAACGCAGGAAAUCGAAAUUUGGCCGAGUUUCGACAAUCUCCAAGAGUCAGCGUUAAUUCGACAAGCAACAACGGCAUAGACGGUGUAACGAGAUUGAUUAACGAAGGGUCAAAGGUCGGACAGAAAUACAUUACACCAGCCACGGUUUACGGUACUCCCGGAGAAGCUAAUGUCAAUAUAAAUAAGGAUUCUUAUUACAUUCCGUCAUCUAUUAAUUAUCCUAACGCGAAUAACAAUCCCAGCACAGGUGGCGUUAAUUGUAAUGGAAAUAUUUCUCCAAAUUUUCCCAAUAUCAACACAGGAUUUAAUACUGGUAAUGUGAAUACUAAUUAUGACCCGUUAGCUAACAAUGUGCCCAAUACGAAUUUCGGUGUGAAUACAAAUUUUGACUUCAAUAACAAUCCCGGUACUACAUAUGGAAUACCAAAUUUUAAUUUCAACACCAAUCCGAAUCCAACGAUUAACACAGACUUUGGUUCAACAGGUACGAAUUACAUACCAUCCACAAUUAAUUAUCCCAACACGAAUUUUGACGUGAAUACAAAUUUCGGUGUCUCUGGUAAUUACCCAUCUAUAAAUCUCAAUCCUGAUAAUAAUUUCGACUUUAGUUUUGGGGUUAAUUCUAAUUACCCAGGGACGAACUUUGGCGUAGGUAGUAAUUAUAAUCCAAAUACUGGAUUCGUAAAUUCGAAUUAUUAUCCUAGUACCGGUACUGUCAAUACUAAUUACGAUCCUAAUAUCGGUAUUGUAAAUACGAAUUAUUAUCCCAGUACAGGAACAAAUGUUAACGGUCAAAGUUCUGAGUGCUGUAAUACUGUGUACUCGUCUCAAAGGUUUCUAUUAACGAGUCCCGGAUUUCCGGCGUUGACCUAUUCCUCUAAAAGUUACGAGUGUCGAUACACCAUACGAAAAUAUUCUCAAGAUGUGUGUCAGUUGCGUUUGAAUUUCAAAUUCUUUUAUUUGGGUUCGGACGAUCAGUUUUGCGCUUACGGGUAUUUGGAUAUAGACGGUCAAAGAGUAUGUGGCUGUAAGAGCAGCACCAGUAUAGUAUCGAGAUUUUCGAAUUACGCAACGAAAACAAUUACUUUGAAAUACUUGGGAUAUCCUCGAAUAAAGUUCAACGGAUUUUUGAUCGAAGUUAUUCAAGAGUCAUGUUCGAAUAGUUACGCAAGAGCUCUCAAGGAUAUCGAACAGAGCAGAACGAUAGUAAAUUCGAGAUUGAAGAGAUCAUCGACAGGAUAUUUUUAUGAAAAACCAAGUUACUCGUUGCCAACCACCGGACGUCAUCCUCUGCAAAAUCCCGGAAGUCAGACGAAUCAAAAUUUAUUUUUCAACAGUUGUCAAGCUUUGGUUUUCUUCAAUUGGGCCGUGGCAGCUAAGACAGUUUAUCUGCGAAAUGCACAAUGCUCGACGACCGGAAGUUCCAGUCUCAUUUCACAAGUGAUACCAAUAUUUCCUGUAAGUGGCAGUUGGAUCAGUUAUCCAGCUGCCAAUUGCGAAGGUAUCAACGUUAUUGAUGGGACUAUAUCGUCACCGCAAUAUCCAAGAAACUAUCCUGAAAAUCUCAACAAGUGUUAUAGAUUCUACAAAGCUCCUGGUUACUGUCAAUUGGAAUUGGCGAUUUUGGAUUUUGAUUUAGAAAAUACUAAGGGCUGUUAUAAGGACUAUGUAUCAUUCAGUGGGCAGAACAGAAGAUACUGUGGCACAUCCUUGGCAGGAAGUCGAGCUAUAUUCGAUACGUCAAGAAGCAACAUAGUGGAUAUGUAUUUUGUUUCGGAUUCUUCCGGAUCCGGUCGAGGCUUUCGUGUUGGCUUCACACAAAUUUCCUGCCAAGGCCAGGACAUCCACUAUCACAAGGAGAAUCAAACCAAUAAUUCUCAGCAAGAAAAUACAGAAUGCAUCCUGGAACGUCGUAGCAAAGAAGGUAUAGAAUUGGCACCCAGUUUGGAACCACGUUCGCCAAAGAAUUUAAGUUGCAGUUACGUUUUUUUAAAAAAACACGGCUACUGCAUGCUGCGGUUGCAUUUCGAGGAAUUUGAGCUUAUCGAUUCACCAGGAUGUGUUAUGGGUUAUUUGGCCAUAAGAGGACGACGAUUUUGUGGUAGAUUCUUGGAAGGAAAAGUAUUAGACCUACCGUUCGAAUCGAUCAGCCGCACUGUAGAACUGCCAUACUUCAUGAAGAACGAUGUGGAUUUCGUGAAAUGGAGAUUCACCUAUAAGUAUUUGCCAUGUAGGAGCACGAUGGUACAUAAGAAUAAAAAAUGGUGAUCGACAAUAAAUAUGAAUUUGAAUGAA